AAAUUCAUAGCUGAAUAUUCUGAAUUGUAGUUGGAGACCAGUGAAUCUUUGAAAGGUAGUUGGGAAGUUGGGAUGGGAUUGGGUAUUGUCAAGUGGUUUGUGGGUGUCCUUAUUCUGUUGUUAUGCUUUCUAGAUUUCAGUAAGGUUGUAGAGGCAGGUAGAGUCCAUUUUGAUAGAAAAAUUCAGUUGCCUUCAGAGAGUGAAGACGAAUCUGCUGGGACUAAAUGGGCUGUUCUUGUUGCUGGCUCUGCUGGAUUUUCGAACUACAGACAUCAGGCUGAUGUUUGCCAUGCAUACCAAAUUCUUAGAAAAGGGGGUCUAAAAGAGGAGAAUAUUGUUGUGUUCAUGUACGAUGACAUAGCAAAUAAUUUUAUCAAUCCUCGACCAGGGAUAAUCAUCAACCAUCCUGAAGGUCAAGAUGUGUAUGCAGGUGUUCCUAAGGACUACACAGGAAGGGAUGUGAACGUAGAAAACUUGUUUGCUGUUAUCCUUGGAGACAAGGACUCCGUAAAAGGUGGAAGUGGGAAGGUCAUUAAUAGUGGCCCAAAUGACCAUAUCUUCAUUUUCUACAGUGACCACGGAGGACCGGGGGUUCUUGGAAUGCCUUCGGGUCCUUAUCUUUUUGCAGUAGAUUUUGUAGAUGUCUUGAAAAAGAAGCAUGCCGGUAGCUCAUACAAAAAAAUGGUAAUUUACAUUGAAGCAUGUGAAAGUGGAAGCAUGGUUGAAGGUUUACUCCCAGAGGGAAUGAACAUAUAUGUCACAACAGCAUCAAAUUCAAUAGAAAGUAGUUGGGGCACAUACUGUCCUGGAAUGGACCCCUCUCCUCCCUCUGGAUACUACACCUGCCUUGGAGAUUUGUACAGUGUAGCUUGGAUGGAAGACAGCGAAGUGCACAAUAUGUUGGACGAAACAUUAAAUCGUCAGUAUCUAUUGGUGAAAGAAAGGACAUCAAACCACCAUACAUAUGAAGAGGGCUCUCAUGUGAUGCAAUAUGGUGACAUACCUCUUAGCAAGGAACCUUUGUCCCUAUACAUGGGCUUUGACCCUUCCAAUGCUAAUGCUACCUUAGAGAACAAUUUAGCACAUCUGAAAGAUAAAGAUACCACAGCUAUAAAUCAGAGGGAUGCAGAUCUUCUUUACAUGUGGCAAAAGUAUAAAAGUUCCAAGGAUGGUACCUUUGAAAAGUUGGAGGCUGCAAAAGAAUUGGUUGAGACCAUGUCACAUCGCAUGCAUUUGGACAAGAGCAUAAAACUUAUUAGUAACCUCUUGUUCGGAUCAGAUAUGGGUCCUUCCAUACUGAAUUUUGUACGACCACAUGGGCAUUCUUUGGUUGAUGAUUGGGACUGCCUUAAAACAAUGGUACGCACUUUUGAAUCCCACUGUGGGUCACUUUCCCAGUAUGGAAUGAAACACAUGCGUGCUCUAGCAAAUAUCUGUAAUAAAGGUGUCAGUACAGAUACCAUGGAUGAAGUUUCUGCUGAGGCAUGCACUCAAAUCCCACCUGGGAAGUUGAGUUCGCUCGAAGGUGGCUACAGUGCUUGAUUACUUCAUAUGCAUUGGUUAAUUUCUACAAGCAUGUAUUUUAAAAGGAAAAAUGAGAAUUCCUGGAUAGAUUGUGAUGUACAUAUGUAAAUAUUAUGAUAUCAUAUUAUCCUAUCAGCGACUAAACUGAAAUUAAAGCACAUUGCUGGGGAGUAUUCGCAUAUAUUACAUAAAAUCAACUUACUAGCCUUGAUAAUAUUCAACCAUAUUAGUUCCUGUCAUGCCAACAUGGCAAGGAAACCAAAUUAUUGUUGUAGCUGUUUUGUAUGUCUUCUCAUAAUCUCCAUUUGUAUCAAAAUUCAUUCUAUUGUCUCAGAUUUGUUAUGAUGCCUCAGAACAGGGCAAUACUACAACUUGCUCAGAUGUAUUGAAAAAUGUUUGAUUAUUUGAAAUGAGGAUCUUGUUAUAAUA
Cryptomeria japonica (Japanese cedar) is the source of this 1953-nucleotide messenger RNA. RefSeq names its product vacuolar-processing enzyme gamma-isozyme. Lineage: Eukaryota; Viridiplantae; Streptophyta; Pinopsida; Cupressales; Cupressaceae. Gene Ontology annotation, molecular function: cysteine-type endopeptidase activity. The record is from RefSeq and is a predicted model, not a curated record. The transcript is spliced from 9 exons. Gene Ontology annotation, biological process: vacuolar protein processing. Bases 73 to 1542 code for a protein of 489 amino acids.